Molecule: messenger RNA, 3046 nt
Organism: Phlebotomus papatasi
Lineage: Eukaryota; Metazoa; Arthropoda; Insecta; Diptera; Psychodidae
Gene: Nab2
Product: zinc finger CCCH domain-containing protein 14
Exons: 5
Coding region: 85-2709 (874 amino acids)
Biological process (GO): regulation of mRNA stability
Cellular component (GO): nucleus; cytoplasm
Molecular function (GO): poly(A) binding; metal ion binding
Source: RefSeq, a predicted model, not a curated record
AGUGAGUUUAAUUUAUAAACUUCAAUAAAAAGUGGAAAGAUUUUUGCAUUUGCUUUGCUUUUCAUUGAUUUUUCGGGGGGAAAAAUGGAAAAUCUGGGGUCAGAAAUUGGUCAGAAGAUGAGGCAUGCCGUAAAGGCGAAGCUUCUGGAACUUGGUACAGGUAGUUCUUCUGGCUAUGUUGAUGACGAACUUCCGGAUUAUGUGAUGAUUAUGGUGGCAAAUAAGCGUUCAAAGCAGCAAAUGAUUGAUGACUUAACACUGUUCCUGGGUUCCAACACCGGGGAAUUUGUCAAUUGGCUCCAUCAAGUACUGCAGAAACUCCAGGAAGUGUCCCUGCCAGCCACUGCUGUGGCCCCAAAGUCGUCAAAGAGAAAGACUUCAGAUAGUUCUGACACACCCCACAAGAAGGAGAAGCGAAAAGAGAAGAAAACGAAGAAACCUGGCAAGAGUCAACCUUCUAAUAGUUCAUCAAAACCUUCGACUGAAAAAUCUACAAAAGCUCCAACUGCGGCAGCCCCAUCAAUCACAGAUGUCUUUGCCAAUCAAUUGAUCCAGAAAGCCAAGAAGACACUGCAAUCUGAGGCAUCAGUGAAUGUGAAGAAGCGCGAGCAGACACCAGAGGAUGGAAGGAGUGGAGAGGGGACGCCAGAAAAUGACUUUGAUAUCCCGACAAUCACACAAAUAUCCGAGAAUACUGUCGAACAGACUCGCCGGAAAGAAUUGCUGGAGCUUGAAGAGAUUCAAAAGAAGAUCUAUCAGGCAAAGCGACAACUGCACAAUCUCACGUCCGAUGAGUCUGAGGAUGAAGAUUUUAUCAAUUUGAGGGCAGAUGGGGAAGAUUUCGAUGAGUUGCCGGAUGCCAGACAGCCAGAAGAAAGUGUGAUGGACUCUAGUCGGAAUCAGGCUUCCUAUCGCAAUCCCAGUCCCAUUGUCUUUGAUUUGCCCACAAGAAGACGAUCCAGUAGCAGUGAGGAGUCUGUGGAGAAGGAAUUGACACCAAAGAGGAGUUCAGUGAAGGAGCGUUUGGGAUCAAAGUCCACGGCUGAAACAGCUCCUCCUGGAAAGAAUGUCAUAAGCUUAUCGGCGAAUCGGAGGAUUGAGAAAGAAAUCUACAUCCCGGUUUUUCGACGUCGUGAAAUGGAGAAAGCCAAGGAAGCAAUUCCCACCAAGGAAGCUCCCAAAAUCAGACGUACCCAGGAUGUAACCGUGGAAAAGGUCAAGAGGGACAAGCGUGAAGUGAAGGAGCGAAAAGUCAGUCCCGUGAAAGAGGUAAAGUCUGUGAGGCAGCGCAUUGGAUCCCGGGUUAUUGUAGCCCCUCCAAAGCCAGUAUUCGACGAGGAUUCCGUGGAUGUGUCCGUGAGCAGUGUAGUGAAGAUCAAACCGCGUCCUGUGGUGCCUAAAGGCAAACAAGCCAACAAGAAUCUCCUCCUGAGAGCCAUGGCUGAGGCACAAAAGUCCACAGCGAGUGCAAUGAGGAAGGAUCUGGAGAAGAAGGAGAGAGUCACAAGAAGUGGAAAGCUCACUGCCAAGACGAAUAUUCUCAUUGAAGUGCCCCGUGGCAACAAUGUCGAUUCAUCCCGGGAGGAUGAAUAUGUUCCCACGCCUGUAGUGAAUCGUCGGGAGCCGGAUUCCGGAGUUGUGUACAUCCCUCAAGUGUCCUGUGAGGAAAUUGAGGAUUCUCCGUCAGAAGCCAAUGUCAGUGAUGAUGAAGAUCCAAAGAGACCACAAUUUGUUGUGACUCUCGAUGGGAUUUUCAAGGGAAUCAAUGCUGAAAAUGCCCUAAAAAAGAAAACUAUAAAUAAAAAUCUGAAGGAACGUGUGACAGAAAAGAAAAUUGUGUCUGUUGAACCGAGGAGUCGAGAUAUCAAAAAAAUCUCUCCAGUGAGAAAGAGGGAUUCCCAGGAACGAUCUAGGAAGGCUGAUGCACCACCUUCGGCAAAGAGAUCAGUGGAGAAAGAACAGAAAGAAGAAGCCACUGAAUCUGAACCACCGCGAAAAAGAAGAAGCCGUUGCUCACCAAUUCGCUUUGAUUUGAAUGAGAAGGCAGAGAAGGCCAAGAAAUCCAUGUCUCCUGUGACUCCUCCAAAGAAAUCCAACAAGACGCCAGAAAAGGACCUGGACAGGAACUCAAAGUCCGACAGUGAUGGCCAUACAGUCACAAUUAGGCGAAUUGAAACGAAGAAAUAUGAAAAUCUACCGUCACUGUUGAGUUCAGUCACGGUGCCUCAGGCAACGGGAAAGCCAAAAGAGCGAUGCAAGUACUUUCCCAAUUGCACCAAAGGCGAUACAUGUGAAUUCAUUCAUCCCUCGACUCCCUGCAAGUCGUUUCCCAAUUGCAAAUUUGGCGACAUGUGCCUGUACUUGCAUCCCAAGUGUAAGUUUGAUCUCACUUGUUCACGUUUGGAUUGCAAUUUCUCUCAUACACCGGUUAUCUCAGCGGCUCCGCCUCUAGCUUCCCAUGUAGUUCCUGUGCACAACUACAAGAUGAUCACGCAGAAUUUAUUGCCGCCACUUUGCAAAUUCUAUCCAAAAUGCAGCAAUACUCUGUGCACGUUCUAUCAUCCGAAAUUGUGUCGAUUUGGGAAGGCGUGUAUGAAUAAGGUGGAGUGUAAUUUCUACCAUCAUGACAUCCCGGCAGUGGAUAAAUUCAAGUGGGUCUCGACGGCUUCAGGAACCGGAUCUGGACAUACAACAUCGACAUAUGUGUAGAAAAGAAUAAUUGUAUUGCAAGAAAAAAAAUAAUAAUUCGUCACUAACUCAAUAGUAAAUGCAUAAGAGGUCUGUCAGAGCCACAUUUACAUGAAUUAUUUAUAUUAAUACGAAGUAGGAAUUCUAUUUAAUUAUUAUAAAUAAAAUAAUAAAUAGCCAGGAAAUAAUCGUGAACUCAAGAAAUCACAUCCGGAUGUGCUUUUUAGUGCGUUUAGGAAAUGGCAUAAGGAAAAUUGAUGAGAUAUUUACAUAAUGUAUGGGAGGAGAGCUAAUGGAAUAUGUAAAAGUUUCAAGAAUUGCAACAAUGGCAACAAUAGAUCGAUAGAUCAAUUAACAA